UUAGAGAGCCCCCAAGGCUGGAGGAAGCGGAAAGUUCACUGUGGGGUCCAGCUCAGUCAAUUCGCGCUCCAUUCCGUCAUCUGUACGGAACUUUUGAGUGCCAACUGAAGUCAAAACAAUACAUAAAUAAUGUUCCACUUCAAUGCAAAUGAUUAAUCUGGUCUAUCGAUUGCCUUCCGAUCUGUCAAAGACUAUAUAAAAAUAAAAAAGCCCAUUCGAGAUUCAGAGUCGGUUUUGUUUGUGGCUUGGCUCAAACAACCACCAAAUCCAUCAUGGAUUCCCAGCUAUCCGAAAUGCAAGAAGAGGGGUGCUAUGUGAGUCUGACGCAUGAGUAUCUAAAUGCGCAAGAUGUCAUGAAUCGAGUGCGUAGCCCACAAGCAGGUGCAAUAGUUCUUUUUGCUGGUACAACGCGAGACAAUUUUGGGGGAAAGCCCGUCAAGGAGCUGCAAUACUCUGCAUACAACGCUUUAGCACUACGUUCUAUGCUUUCAAUCUGCAAAGAAAUUACCAACAAACACGGACUGAAAGGAAUUGCCAUGAUACACAGGCUAGGAACAGUCCCCAUUGGCGAAGAGAGCAUUCUCAUCGCCGUGUCAUCUCCACAUCGACAGGCAGCCUGGAGAGCCGGCGAAGAAGCUCUCGAGCAAUGCAAGGCUCGGGUCGAAGUAUGGAAACGGGAAGAGUUUGACGGUGAAGAGGGGGUUUGGAGAGCUAAUAGAGAUGGCACCAAGGGUGAGAAGAUUUCUCCUUCCGAACCCACCAUUCCGGAUGGCGAAAAGCCUACAUUCGAGAACAGCCAAGACGGCGCUUUCGGUCCCGUUAUACGACCAAGAAGGCCGGGAGAGAACGGCCAUGGUGCAGUUGUGCAUCAAGGGCCAUAUGAUAGUUAAAGAUGGUAUCAGGCGACCAUAUGCCCGUUUCUUGCUUCAUGAGAGCAGAAGGAACAAUCUAUUCGAAUUUUUUGAAAUAUGCCAACAGUGGCUACCCUAUGUAAAAUUAAUCUAUUUGAGCCUUUCUUUUUUUUU
Messenger RNA from Truncatella angustata, 1025 nucleotides. Its product is annotated as Molybdopterin biosynthesis MoaE. The record is from RefSeq and is a predicted model, not a curated record. NCBI's taxonomy places the organism in Eukaryota, Fungi, Ascomycota, Sordariomycetes, Amphisphaeriales, Sporocadaceae. Gene Ontology annotation, molecular function: molybdopterin synthase activity. Gene Ontology annotation, biological process: Mo-molybdopterin cofactor biosynthetic process. The transcript is spliced from 2 exons. Gene Ontology annotation, cellular component: cytosol. Bases 273 to 890 code for a protein of 205 amino acids.